Messenger RNA from Triplophysa dalaica, 1286 nucleotides. RefSeq lists its product as uncharacterized. NCBI's taxonomy places the organism in Eukaryota, Metazoa, Chordata, Actinopteri, Cypriniformes, Nemacheilidae. Gene Ontology annotation, molecular function: ionotropic glutamate receptor binding. Gene Ontology annotation, biological process: homophilic cell-cell adhesion. Gene Ontology annotation, cellular component: cell-cell junction. The transcript has 6 exons. The record is from RefSeq and is a predicted model, not a curated record. The coding region runs from base 34 to 939 and encodes 301 amino acids.
CACACUAACCUGUAUGGAGAAACCAGCACACGGAUGUCAGUGAUGGGCUGUGCGGGAUGGAAACUCUUUUGGCUGAUUUUCUUGGUUUCCACUUUUUCCCACUAUGGCGCAGUUCGGGUGACAGUAAGGGAGUCCAGUGUAGAAGUGAUACAGGGGGAAUCUGCUCCACUGCCUUGUUCUUUCUUCACUUUGAUGCCGCUGUUUCGCCUCAGCAUCAUCUGGACCCUGACUCCCCUUUCUGAUCCUGACUCCCCCACACAGGUGAUUGUGUAUGAUCACGGGCAGGUAAUCGAGAGCCCCUCCUUCAUGGGCAGGGUGGGGUUCGUUGGCAUGCCCUGGAGUGCUGACAUCUUCCUGAAUGACACGCGGGUGUCUGAUGCUGGAGUCUAUCGAUGUGUGGUCAGCAACCCACCUGAGACAGGAGACCCUGGCAUUGGAGAACUCAGCCUGACAGUGCUGGCACCUCCAUCUCUACCCAUGUGCCUGUGGGAAGGAGACACUGAUACCGGGGGCAAUGUGAAACUCUCCUGUGUGGUGUUAGAGGGCUUUCCUGCACCACAGUUGAUCUGGGAAAAGGUUGAACCUGAUCAGAUCAUCCUACCAGUGAACAUGGAUGGUGGCAUGAUGGGUUCUGUGCAGAUUUCCAAUGUGUCUGCGGAGGCCUCUGGUCUCUACCGCUGCUCUGUGUCCAACCCGCUAGGAACCCAGCACUGCUACAUUAACCUGUCUGUGUAUAGCCCGCCAAAUAACACCCCAGGAACACUGCAGGGGGUGUUAUUGAGUCUGUCUAUGGCACUGCUCCAGCUGGCUCUGGUGAUGCUGGGGAUGUGGCUCCACCGCUCGGCACGGGAGACCAAAUGGAGGGACAGCCACGAGGAAGACGAGUGUCAUAAUGAGAUCAAAUACACGCCGUCUCUUAUAAAACGCUCUUUUGUAUGAGAUAAAGCAUGAAAUGACCACAUGAAAUGCAGUCAGAGGUUUGACAUUUACUGAUCAAUCCUUGUGGGUCUGUAGCGUUUCGAAUUUUGGAUUAGUUCAAAGCUGAGCUUCUGAGAAGUCUUGUCGCAAUUGAUGAAAUAUAACAUUAGUAAAAUGUAGGAUUAUGCAAAUAUCAAUGAACAGCAUAUUAAUAGAUACGUGUUUCUGGACACAGUCGAUAUAUUUGUUUUGCCAAAUAAAAAUAUAAAAACAUUGCUUUGUAAUAAAUGUGAGCGGACAUUGCAUAUACAUAAAUAUUCUAGGGGAGCUUUGCUAUUAAUGUAAUGACGUUUAAGAGUUCACCUCAA